AUGGACUGGAUCGACCUGGUGUGGGGUGUCCUGGCCUGGUCUGAUGCCAGCGCGGCACAAGAUACCGGCGAACAAGGCAACGAUUGGAGUCAUACACGGAAUCGGAAUGCCCAAAAUGCUGGCGACUUGGAGGCCGCCACGGCGGCGGGAAGAUUGGGUUCUGCCAAUGUCGGCGCUAUCGAUAUGCAAAAUGCUGGAAAAAUCAAAUUCGAUCCGCCCAAAGUGCCAGUGAUAUUUGUUUUAGGCGGCCCAGGUAGUGGCAAGGUCACCCAUUGCGAUACAUUCAUGCAGGAGCGACGCGGAGUAACGCACAUCAAUAUGAUGGAUCUGCUGCAGCAAUAUGCAAUGGGAAAUGACAUGCAGGACUUUUCGCAACUAUCGUCGAAAACAGUCACCGAGGUGCUGAUGUUGGAAAUGAAAAUGGCUCCAGCUGCCAAAGCAUACCUGAUAUCGGGAUAUCCACGUUCAAUGCGCGACGUUGUCGAGUAUUCGGAGAAGAUACAAGUCGUGAAUGGCGUGAUUCUAAUAUCCUGGCGUCAAUCGGUUCUACAGAAACAAAUCGAUUAUGGGGCCAAAUUAGGUCAUGUAGUACUCUCCUUAGCCAAAAUGGAAUUGGAAAAUUUCUUUAAAAAUGUGAUGCCAGUCGCUGAUUAUUUUGAUCAAAGUGACAUGCUGUUGGCCGUUAAUGGCGAGCGUGCUCCCACAGAGGUGUACAAAGACUUUCGCACCGCUGUCCUCGACAUACUCAGCACCCUUGAGAACCAAGAGGCGGUGAUGAACGGAGUAACAGGUAUGGGCAGAGGGGUGCAUGACAUACCCGGCAGUAUUGUUAGCGUUGACACCGCUCCAAGUCAAGCCCAACAAGCGACUCAAAUUGCAGAAGGCAGAGCCACCAAUGACACCACCACAGACACCGAUACCACAGGCACCGUUCUGGCCAGGGAUCUGGCCUUGGAUCGAAGCGAUGGUGGCCGAAAUGUGGCGGUGGCUGCCUUAAAGAUGGACACCCAGAGUGCGGACGAUGAUAGCGGAGUUGUGGUCACCAAGCAGCCAAAGCUACGUCCAGGUUCGGAUGAUUCUGAGGGUCUACCGCCCAUUAUCUGGGUAAUUGGAGGUCCUGGCAGCAACAAGGCCACGCUGUGUCUCAAGGCCGUGGGUCUAAACCCUGGAUGGGCACACAUUAGUGUGGGUCGUCUUUUGCGUAAUAUCACGGACUCAGCACCACGUGCCAAUACCGAAAGCUAUGCCGUUAAGGAGUCCUUGGCCGCCGGGGAUAUGGCGCCAGAGAAGUCCUUGAAUCAAUUACUGGAGACCAAUCUGCGCCUGUUGCGGGAUAGAACUGGAAUCAUCAUAGAUGGCUAUCCCAGGAAUUUGCAGCAAGUCAAGUACUUUGAGAAUAAGUACAAGCAACGCCCGCCCAUUAUCCUGCUCGAUUGUUCCAAACUCCAACUGGGCAGAGGACGUAUUGAUGACACUGUGUCUUCAUUCCGCCGUAGAUUGGAGCUAUUUCGUGAGCAGACGCUGCCCAUGCUAAAGAUCCUGGACACCAGCAAUCGCUUGCAAAUCGUCGAUGGCGAUACGGAUAGUCCUUCAGUGCAGCGUGAAUUCGAGCGUCUUAUUCGGAAUCACAUUCACCGGUUGCUGAACAAGAGCGAUAAUCCGGAUGAAUCGGUUCCGUUGGGUGAUCAGAUGAUGCGCAAUGAGCAGACCGAUGCCAUUCUCCAUGACUUGGAGACCAAUGUGCCUGGGGCAGUACCCACUAUAAGUCAUCAUGUGAGCAUGAUGAAUGGACACCUAAAAAACCGCGGAAGUGCCUUGGGCAGCGGCACAUCCCGCCCAAUGAUGAACGGUCAUGUUCCCGGUAGACCCGGAACCGGAAACGUAACCCAACCCGUGCCCGUUGAUUUCCGGCAUAUGCUCGAAGAGGCCGAGCGAUAUCCGGUCGACUCGUACAUGUAGAGUCCUGUUCUCAUAAUCAAGUUUUAUAGUUUUAUAAUGGAACUAGGAGUAAGUGUAUUGUUAAUGCUGAUUUGUUGAAUUUUCGUAUUCGGUGCGAGGGACCAAUAAGUUUCAAGAGUCCUGCUAGACUAAGGGUUAGAAGAAUUUAAUUCUAUAUCAUACUACACUAGAGAUUUACACGCAAAUCGGAUUAGCCUAAGUGAGCUUUUAUUGGAGAUUCCAAUGCAAUUGAAAGUAGACAUAAACUUUGAACGAAUUCAAUAAA
This is a messenger RNA of Drosophila serrata, 2224 nucleotides long. RefSeq lists its product as uncharacterized. Gene Ontology annotation, biological process: nucleobase-containing compound metabolic process. Gene Ontology annotation, molecular function: nucleobase-containing compound kinase activity; ATP binding. The record is from RefSeq and is a predicted model, not a curated record. Lineage: Eukaryota; Metazoa; Arthropoda; Insecta; Diptera; Drosophilidae.